This is a messenger RNA of Stomoxys calcitrans (stable fly), 1148 nucleotides long. RefSeq names its product integrator complex subunit 12 (gene IntS12). The coding region runs from base 65 to 976 and encodes 303 amino acids. Gene Ontology annotation, cellular component: integrator complex. The transcript has a single exon. Lineage: Eukaryota; Metazoa; Arthropoda; Insecta; Diptera; Muscidae. Gene Ontology annotation, biological process: snRNA 3'-end processing. The record is from RefSeq and is a predicted model, not a curated record.
GGCAACCCUGUACAAAGCAAAUUUCAUACCGGUAAACUUUUUCCCAAAAUCCUAACAUAUUACCAUGUCUUCGACAAGUGAACUUGAGGCACUGCUCAAAAAAGCUGUUACCCUUCUACAAUCGUCCCAUGCCAAUUCUGCAACAGAACUGCGCUUAUUACUCGAUGAAGAAAUCAAGAAGAGAUAUGGCCCUGAGAAAACGCUUACUAAUAACAUGACCAAAAAGCAAUUGGAAGAGGAGGCAAACUUUCCAGGCAGAGCUGUAACACCUCCACCACAACCAGUGGAAACAGAAGAAGUAAUCAAUUUAGUUAAUUCUCCGGCCAAGACAAUAUCGGACGAUUCAGAUGAUGCUGUUAGCGGCGGCGGAGGUGGUAUUGGAACUGGAGGCAUUCUAUCCACUACCGCUGAAGAUGAAGCCAAUUUAAAGGAAUUUGGAGACUUAAACUGUUAUGUCUGUGGCGAAAUGAUGUUUACAGCAACCAAUAGAUUAAUAGAAUGCGCUAGAUGUGGAGCUUUGUACCAUCAGGAAUGUCACAAGCCAACCAUAACGGAUGAAGAAGCCUCCGAAGAUCAAUGGCAAUGCGAUAAUUGUGCCACCAAACCUACCACCAGCAAAGCAAGUGGUGGCAAUGUUGUCGUCAUACCAGAUGAACCCAUGCCUUUAAUAGCCACCUCAGUGGCUUCCAUUAAAUCCAAGUCUUCAGCGACUUCAUCUAGAUCCUCAUCGUCUUCAAAUUCAUCUUCACCUUUUUAUAAAAUGGAACAACCCCAAACCACUGCUACAACUAAAACCUCCUCGAAAAGUCACAAAGAAGAAAGAUCAUCGAUGCCCAGCAGUAGCAAAGUAUCUUCAUCACUUAAUGCUCCCAGUUCCUCUUCGUCGUCAUCAUCAUCGAAAAAGCAUUCCUCUUCAUCAUCCAGUAAAUCGAAAUCUUCUAAACAUCAUGACAGCAAAAGGAAGUCUAGCAAGUAAAUUCUUUAGCCUUAAGUUGAUGCCAAAAUUCUUUGUAUUUGGACUUACUACAAAGACUAAGCCAAACCAUUUGGACAUUUUAGUUAUCUAAGUGAACAGCAAAUUUUGAUAUCACUAUAUUUUGGAAUAAAAUACUUGUGUGUAAAGUAUAUAAGAAUCGGAUCAUAUCAAA